This is a messenger RNA of Closterium sp. Naga37s-1, 6786 nucleotides long. NCBI's taxonomy places the organism in Eukaryota, Viridiplantae, Streptophyta, Zygnematophyceae, Desmidiales, Closteriaceae. The record is from the annotation of a GenBank genome assembly.
AUGGUUCGCAGGCAGAUUCCGCGAAGCGGGAACGACCAGGGUAGUGAUGAUGGCCUGCGACCCGCGGGUGACACUAUCGGGGGUGAGGAGAGGCGGCAGCAUGGCCAGCGUAGUCAUGUGCUGAGGCCUGCAGGUGACACAAACGAGGGCGCGCGAGACACUGACGGGGGUGAGGAGAGGCGGCAGAUACCGCGAAGUGGGAUCGGCCAGGGUAGUGAUGAUGACGGCGUGCGACCCGCGGGACGAGAAGAUACUUGUGAGGUGGCGAGACGAGAUGCAGAGAGGAGGAGUGCAGAGGAGGCCCUCAGACGGGACCCAUCGGACCCCAGACGACAUGCAGAGAGGAGGACUGCUGACUCCAGAGACGAAGACGAGGGCGAGGACUUCAGAGAAGGCCUUUCUAAGGGAGAGUCUAUUUCUGAGGCGCCUCAUCCACCACCUCAGCCACCACUGCAAGGCCCGGAGGGUCAAUCUAAAGCCAGGAGCUGUGUCUAUCUGGACCAUGCAGCAGCAGCGGUGUACACUCGCUCGCAGGUCGCAGCAGCAACGAGAGCCCUCACUCGCUCCCUCUUCUCCAACCCUCGUGAGCCCUCUGCUCCAGCACUCUCCUCCCAUAAUCAUCCUCCUCCCUCUCUGCCUUCACCCACUUCCUUUCUCCAACCUGUUUAUUUCCACGCUAUUCCCUCCGUUCCUUUCAUCCUCGUUACAGACAGCGCCAGUAGCAGCAGUGCGGCCACGUCAGACGCGAUUGAAUCACUCCGCAUGCAGGUCCUUGCCAUGUGCAAAGCACCUCCCUCCCAAUACGCCUGCAUCUUCACCAGUGGCGCCACGUCAGCGCUCAAAACAGUCGGAGAGGCGUUCAGAUGGGCGGCAGAGAGCGAGCUGGCGAUGACGCUGGACAACCACAACUCGGUUUUAGGGAUCAGAGAGUAUGCGCUUAGAGCUGGUGCUACAGUAUCCGUGGUUGAUAUCCGUUAUGAGGAUGACUAUAUGGGGAAUGACGAGGAGGAAGAGGAGGGAGAAGAAGGGGGUGAUGGGGAUGAGAAGGAGGAGGAAGAGGAGGAAGAGGAGGAAGAGGAGGAGGAAGAGGAGGAAGAGGAGGAAGAGGAGGAAGAGGAGGAAGAGGAGGAGGAGGAGGAGGAGGAGGAGGAGGAGGAGGAGGAGGAGGAGGAGGAGGAGGAGGAGGAGGUGGAGGAAGAGGAGGUGGAGGAAGAGGAGGAGGAGGAAGCGGAGGAGGAAGAGGAGGAGGAAGAAGAAGAGGAGGAGGAAGAUUCAGAAUCAGAAGAUGAAGAGGAGGGGAAGCUAGGGGUGAGGGUAGGUGGAAGGAAGAAGGUGCGAGUGGUUCUACCUGGGAACAGCAGGAGUAAGCGCAAGGGAGCAACAGAGGAGGAGGAGGAAGAGGAGGAGGAAGAAGAGGAAGAAGAGGAAGAAGAAGAGGAGGAAGAGGAAGAGGGAGAGGAAGAAGAGGAUGAAGGAGAGGAGGAAAGGAUCGGCGUGAGGGUAGGUGGCAAGAAGAAGGUUCGGGUGGCCUUUCCUGGGAACAGCAGGAGUAAGGGCAAGGGAGCAGCAGGGGAGGAAGAAGAAGAGGAAGAAGAGGAGGAGGAAGAGGAAGAAGAGGAGGAGGAAGAGGAGGGAACGGUGGGAGUGCUGGUGAGAAGGAGGAAGGUUCGAUUGGUGUUAGCUGGCAGCAGCAGGAGCAAGCGCACUGAUGUGGGGCAGAAAGAAGCUCAAGCAGUCACUGUUGAUGAUGCUACGGGUAAUGUGCGGCAGAAAGAAGCGGGAGCAGCCGUUGCCAAUCAUGGUAAUGGUGUGGGGCAAAACGAAGCCCAAGCAGCAGUCACUGCCGGUAUUGUGGGGCAAGCUUUAAGUGCUGCAGAUGUCAAUUUGAAUGCAGGGACUGGUGAAGCAGUGGGAGCAGCAGCAGCGAUUGUGAGAGUGAGGGAAGGUGAACUUGUAGGGGCAGCAGCGAGUGUGAGUGUGAGGACAGGUGAACCUGUGGGGGCAGCAUCACUUGCUGAAACCAACCUUUCUGAUUCCACUGUUCUUGCCGAACCAGUGCUGACCAAACCACAGCAUGGCAGGGCUUAUUCCGAGCCUGGACAGGAGGUUUGGGCUGGUGUGGCUGAGGAUGGUGGCGCCGGAGCUAGUGGGAGUGGGGCGGGUGAGGCUGGGGCAGGUGGGGCUGGGGCAGGAGGAAGAAUUGAGGAGAAGGGCUGUGAGGGAAAAGAGGGUGGAGUGGGAGGCUCAGGGUCAAGGGAUGUGAGAACAGGGGACGAGGAACCUUCUGAGUCGUCUCAAACAUCAAGGGAUAAAAGGGAAAGGGCCAUGAGAAAGCAACGAGCGGCGUAUGGGAAGGGUAGUAGGGUAGAUGGAAAAGUGGAUGGAAGGGUGGAUAGAAGGGUGGGUGAUUGUUCGAAGGGCACGGUCAUUCAAGGGGUGGUGGAGGGGGUAUCUCUUCGCCUGCUGAACCGAUUUUCACGGGCGCCAAGAGAAGGGAAGGCACCAACAGCAGCAUCUAGCGCAAGCAGGAAAGAGGCUGUUUCUGAGCCGCCUCAAAAGUUGGUUUCAGAGGUGCAGCAGGAGUUGCCGUUUAUCCCUUGCCUGUUUGCGAUGCCUUCAGAAAGCAAUUUCAGCGGGGAGAAGCUCGAUUUGAGGGUGGUGAAGGCUGUGAAGGAGGAGAGGUGUUUGGAUGGGUGGGAGGGGUGGACGAGGGAAGACAGAGGAGUGGAGAGCGGUGAUGGUAGGAGAAAGGGCAGGGGGAGAGGGAAAAAGAGAAGUCAGAAAGAAAUCGAAGACGAAGGAGACGAAGGAAGAGAGAAGGGAGGGGAUGGCACAACAACCACUGGUGCCUCUCAAGCUCAACAGCAGCAGCAGCAGUUGCGUGCAGACAAGGGAGCAUGGGGCGGCCUCUGGGGUUGGCUGGGAGGAAGUCAUGGGACGUCCAGUGCAGAAGUGUAUCAAGGGCAGGCCGAUAGCAGUGGCGCGGCGACUGGUGGUGCUGACAGGGGUGGUGCUGGUGGGGAGGCCCGGGGUACAGAUGCUGUAGGCACGGAGAGCAGUGGCAGGUUGACAAGUGGCCAUGAAGCUGAUAGGGAGGGUGGUGGUGGGGAUGGGAGUGGUAGGAGUCGUACUGGUCGUGGUGGUGAUGGUGGAUGCAGUGGUGAAAGUGAUUCUUCUUCCCCGCUUCCCCGGCGCUGGUUCGUGCUUCUUGAUGCUGCCAAAGCUGCUGCCUCGGACCCUCCGGACCUCUCGCUCUGCCCUGCUGACUUCGUUGCUCUUUCCUUCUACAAAAUCUUUGGAUUUCCUACAGGACUUGGAGCCCUGAUCAUCCGGCGAGAUGCUGCCUUCAUCCUCAGCAAGCCCUACUUCAGUGGAGGCACCGUGGCAGCAGUGUUUGCAGACUCUGGCUUUGUCUCUCUGCGCUCAUCGCUCGAAGCACAGUGGGAGGACGGCACGCUCCCCUUCCUCCAGCUCGCAGCAGAGCUCCCUCCAGGGCUCGCCCUGGUCUCGCGCCUCCCCUUCCCUGCCAUUCAACGCCACGUCUCCUCUCUCGCCCUCUUCACCGCCUCUCGCCUCCUCUCCCUCCGCCACUGCAACAGUCAGCGCGUCUGCACCGUGUAUGGAAGGCACAUGGCCUUGCUGCUGCACGCGAGAAGUGGAGAGCACGAACAAGAGGCAGCGUUGAAGCAGCAGGGGGGAGUGGUGGCGUUUAAAACCGGGGUGCACAUUCAGCUGAAUGUGCAUCAAAGCCGAACCGCGUUGAAUGUGCACCCUGGUUUUAACUUGAAGCGCAGCGAUGGAUCGUGGGUGGGGCACAAGGAGGUUGAAAAGCUGGCGGCUAUUCACAGCAUUCAUCUCAGGACUGGUUGUUUCUGCAACCCUGGUGCCUGUGCCAAGCACCUCCGUUUGUCUCAUUCCCAUUUACUUCAAAACUACGAGGCGGGGCACGUGUGUUGGGACGACAACGACGUGAUUGCGGGGCGGCCGACUGGUGCCGUUCGGAUCUCCUUUGGACACCUGUCAACCAUUGAUGACGUGGAGGCCUUCCUCUCCUUCAUCCAAACAUGCUUCGUGGAGCUGCCACGUCAGCACACUCCACCUCAGCAAAGCCCACGUCCGCACGGUCCACCUCAGCACACCACCUCUGCUACCUCUGCUGCUGCUGCCACUACUGCUACUCCUGCCGCCACCUCUGCCGCUGCUGCUGCUUCCGCUUCUGCCUCUUCUGCUACAGCCGCUACAGCCGUCGUUGCUGCUGCUGCUGCUGACGUUGAGAAGCUGGAUAAAGGGCGUUUCACUUUUGAGUCGACUCAAAAGUCUGCUGUUGCUGAUGAUGAUGAGGAGAAGCUGGAUAAAGGGCGUUUCACUGAUGGAAUAGCAGGCCAUUCUGAGCAACGGAAGGAGCUUGUACAAGCAGAUGUGACUAAGGAGAAUGUUUUGCAAGCACGUGUGCCUGCGCAGAGCGUGACUGUAGAGGGGCUGUUUGUGUAUCCGAUCAAGUCGUGUGCUCCCAUGCGAGUGGAAGCAUGGCCACUGGGACCCACUGGUCUCCUGCAUGAUCGGGAAUGGCUUAUCGUCAAUCCCAUGGGGACACCAUUGAGAUCCAACAGGGUCCCCUCCCUCUACCGCCUCCGCCCAUCCAUCGACCUCGCUUCACGCCUCCUCUCCAUCCACCUUACUCCCCAAGGCUCUCCGUCCCGGCCUCCCCUUCAAUUGCCCAUUGACACGUGGCCUGAUGCCAGGCUGGAUGGCGUGCGAGUGUGCGGUGACAGCGUCCACGUGGCAGUGUACCCUGGUGACGUGGCAGCCUGGCUCUCCACUGCCCUCGGCACGCCUUGUCAGCUCGUGAGGCUCCUACCGCACGCGCGCCAGCAGAAGAAGCUGCCAAGAAGCAUCCUCAACAGCUCGGGAAUGGAUCAAGCUUAUCCAGCAGCGACAGUACAAUCUGCCACGUCAGCAGGGUUCUCUCAGGCUGCUGACGUGGACAGAGAUGCGGAAGCAGAUGCCUCGUGGGCAUUGCGGUUUCGCCCCAACUUCGUGGUGGGCGGUGCUGACGUGGCGCCAUACGAUGAGGACAGGUGGAAGCAGCUGGUUGGUCAAGAUGUUUCCUUUGAGGUGAGCAGUGCUUAUCUUGAUGGGCCUAUCACUGACACGUUUGUGAACAGCCGUUACCACUUCGGCUUUGAGAGAAAAAAACUUUUCGAAGCCCCUCCUGUUCACACGUGCCAGUCAGACGCCAUGGCUCUCUCCCUGUGCGCGAAGUCGAGCCUUGUCUCGGCCGCUGGCCUGCAGCAGCGCAGCGCUGCCCAGGAGAGAAGGCAGACCGGCGCCUCGCUCUCAGCGUCGCUCGCCCACUCAGCCGCUGCACCGUCGUUCAAGGCGUUCGAUGGCAUGCGCGCUCACUCCGCCUCCUCCUCCGCCUCGUCCUUCCUGCCCGGCGCUAAGGUUGCUGCGCCUGUGGCCGCGGAGGCUCCGGCUGCUGACGCUGCUGAGAAUUGUUUCACCCUGACCAUUGUGGCUGGCAGGAACAGCAAGAAGAUUCAAGGAAGGAAGCUCCGCGUCGCCGUUAUCGGAGGCGGCCCGGCGGGCGGGUGCGCGGCGGAGACGCUGGCGGAGAACGGCAUCGAGACGUUCCUCAUUGAGCGCAAGCUCGACAACGCCAAGCCGUGCGGUGGCGCCAUCCCCCUCUGCAUGGUCGACGAAUUUCAGCUUCCCCAGGAGAUCAUCGACAGGCGCGUGACCAAGAUGAAGAUGAUCUCGCCCUCCAACGUCGAGGUUGACGUGGGUCGCACGCUCGGCAAGGAGGAGUACAUCGGCAUGGUGCGCCGCGAGGUGCUCGACGCCUUCCUUCGCAACCGCGCCCAGUCGUACGGCGCGACGGUGAUCAACGGGCUGUACCUGAGGAUGGACGUGCCCAAGGAUGACGACAGCCCCUACGUCAUCCACUACUCCGACUACGCCGGCGACUCCAAGGUCGGCGUGCCCAAGACUCUGGAGGUCGACGCCGUGAUCGGCGCUGAUGGCGCCAACAGCAGGGUGGCCAAGGACAUCGACGCGGGUGACUACGACUACGCCAUUGCGUUCCAGGAGCGCAUCCGCCUGCCGGAGGACAAGAUGGCAUACUACGAGGAUCUCGCGGAGAUGUACGUCGGCGAUGACGUGUCGCCCGACUUCUACGGCUGGGUGUUCCCUAAGUGCGACCACGUGGCGGUCGGCACUGGCACCGUUAUCAACAAGCCCGCCAUCAAGCAAUACCAGACCGCCACCAGGAACCGCGCCAAGGACAAAAUCGAGGGAGGCAAGAUCAUCCGCGUGGAGGCUCACCCCAUCCCGGAGCACCCCCGCCCCCGCCGGACAUCCAACCGCGUGGCUCUCGUUGGCGACGCUGCUGGCUACGUCACCAAGUGCUCAGGCGAGGGCAUCUACUUUGCGGCCAAGUCGGGGCGCAUGGCAGCAGAGGCGAUCGCUGAGGGGUCUGAGAAGGGCACGCGCAUGAUCGAUGAGUCUGACCUGCGUGUGUACCUGGACAAGUGGGACAAAAAGUACUGGGCCACCUACAAGGUGCUGGACAUUCUCCAGAAGGUGUUUUACCGCUCCAACCCUGCUCGCGAGGCGUUCGUUGAGAUGUGUGCAGACGACUACGUGCAGAAGAUGACGUUCGACAGUUACCUCUACAAGACGGUCGUGCCGGGCAACCCCCUCGAUGAUCUCAAGCUGGCCGUCAACACCAUCGGCAGCCUGAUUCGCGCGAAUGCUCUCCGCAAGGUUGCCCUCGAGAAGGCCUAG